ACUUUGCAGCUACUUUCGUGAGUGGAGACACUCUCAUAUAAGACGAGGCACACAGGAAACAAAGUGCAAGAAUACAAGUCAUUUUCAUUUGCAAAGGUUGAGUGGUGCAAUAUUUUCCUCACCUCAUGCUAGUGAACAAAGUGAGGGAGAAGAUGUCCAGGCAGGGACCCCUCUGCCUGCUCACCUGCAUGGCAGCCAUGGUGAACAAAGAGAAAUAGAAGAUGUCCAGGCAGGGACCCCUCUGCCUACUCACCUGCAUGGCAGCCAUGGCUGUCUCUUCAAUGGCUUUCAACAUCGAUGAAGCAAACCCAAAAAUCUACAAGGGGGCAGAACAGGAUUUCUUUGGAUACAAAGUCCUGCAAUUCAUAUCUGGCAAGGAGAAAGGGGUAAUGGUCAGUGCGCCACAUCAGAAGAACGGAUCUGGUGGAAUCUGUAGAUGUGCUCAAGACCGAACAAACUGUACAGACUGUUACACUCCUCAAGAAACUGACACAAUCAAGUACAUUGGACUGUCUAUGGCUGGACAAUCUACUUCUCCUCCAACGUUCACUGCCUGCAGCCCUGGCCUGGCACACGAGUGUGAUGGGAACUCCUAUCUGAACAGUAUCUGUUAUCAGUUCAACAGCCAGCUCCACAUCACCUCGAACUUCACACCUGCCUUCCAAGAAUGUACUAAGAAAAUAGUGGACCUCGUUUUCCUCUUUGACGGAUCAGGAAGCAUGACAGCGGAUGAAUUUGAUAAGAACAAAGGUUUCAUAAACAAUAUCAUGACAACCCUAAAAAACUCCUCAAUCAAGUUCGCAGCGGUUCAGUUCUCAACAAACACCAGGACAGUUUUCAACUUCAGAGACUACCAAGAGGAGAGAGCCUUGACUAAACUUUGGGAAGAAAAGCACAUGGCUUAUCUAACCAACACACAUAAGGCAAUAGACUUUGUCUUGAACAACAUUUUUGAAGACCAAGCUGCCGGCGCCACCGCAGAUGCAACUAAAGUACUGGUCAUAAUAACAGAUGGAAAUCCCAGUGAUAAUGAUAGAAGGUUAAACUCUAUCAGAAGAAGUGAUGAGAAAAACAUCAUCCGCUUUGUCAUCGGGGUCAAGAAUGUCGAUUUGACGAAAUUAAAGUCCCUGGCAUCAGAGCCAAAAGAGAACAACACUUUCCUCAUCGAGGACUACAACGGACUAAAAGGAAUCCUUGACAACUUUCAAAAAAAGAUUUUCAACAUUGAAGGUUCCAAGACUGCUCUGGCUGGAAACUUGACUAAGGAGAUGUCUCAGAGUGGGUUCAGUGCUGUCUACGUUGAUAAGGACACCUUGGUUCUGGGCUCAGUGGGAUCAAACAACUGGCGUGGAUCUCUCUUUGAGACUGAGGGUCUGAGAUCAGAGGAAAGGGAAAUUCAGGACCCCACAUUGGACAAAGAUUCCUAUAUGGGAUACUCUGUAGCUGUUGGGAAGAAGAAUGAGAACCUUCUAUAUUUUACCGGAGCACCAAGAUCUGAACACAUUGGACGGAUCCUACUUUUUCACAAGGUUAACAACAACUGGACUGUGGCACAAAAAUUGCCUGGAGAACAGAUGGGCUCCUACUUCGGGGCAGAGCUGUGUUCUGUGGACAUAGACUCAGACGGCAACACAGACUUCCUACUGGUGGGUGCACCAAUGUUUCACAAACCUCCGAAAGAGGGCAGGAUCUACGUCUACACACUGACUGAUAAGCUGGAACUGAGGAUGGAGAUGAAUGUUUCAGUGCUGUCUCAGGGUAGAUUCGGCUCCUCCAUCUCGUCUCUCACAGACCUGAAUGGAGAUGGGCUGAAGGAUGUAGCUGUGGGCGCUCCACUUGAGGAUGAUCACAGGGGGGCCGUGUACAUCUACCUGGGUGAAAAGCUAAAGGGGAUCCGCCCUGAAUUCAGCCAGCGCAUCUCAGCUGUGAUGAUGAGAUCUAAGCUCCAGUUCUUUGGCCAGACGAUUGAUGGGAAGAUGGACCUGGGUGAGGAUGGACUGACUGAUAUCGUUGUAGGAGCGCGUGGCGCAGUUGUUGUCUUGAGGUCCAGACCGGUCCUCAGCAUCUCUGCUCAUCUCCACUUCCAUCCCUCGGAGAUCAGCACUGAUAGAUUUGAUUGUCUGGCAAAAGAGAUCAUUUCCCCCGUGGUCACUUUAACAGCCUGCUUUAACAUGGCAGAGGCAACAAAGAGUAAAGCUGAGGUGCUGAGUGCAGGGAUGAACGUCUCCUACUCGCUGGAUGUGGAUCCAGUGAGACAGAGGAGCCGAGCCUUUUACAGUGACACGAACAAAGGGGCCAGAAGUCUUCUCUCUACAGUGGAGCUGAGAAAGGAGCGGACCUGCUUCAACCACUCAGUCUAUAUGACACAAUGCGUGAUCGACACAUUAUCGCCCAUAAUCAUCCAACUUCAUUUUUCUCAAUCUGAAAGCCAACAAGAGGGUCUUACUGCCAUUCUGAAUACUGCCAGUCCUACACAGGCUGUGGUCGAGGUGCCCUUUGAAAAGAACUGCAAAGAAAAUGAAACAUGUGUGGCAGAGCUUGAGGUGGAUUUCAACUUUAUCACAUCAACUUUAUUAGUGGUGGACCAGAGUUACUUCAACGUGACUAUAAGACUGUCCAAUCAUGGGGAUGACUCCUACAACACCAGUCUAACUCUCCUCUACCCUCCUGGCCUCUCAUUCUCCAUGAUGCAUCUUCUGAAGUCUACAAGGAGAACGGUGUUCAGCUGUGGUGGUCUGGAAGGUGAAAUGGACAGAACUACAUGCAGUGUCAGCCUCCCUGUCUACCGUAGUAAAACUACAGCAGUGUUCACCAGUAAAUUCCAUGUUUUGAAUAAAUACGACUGGAACGACACAAUGGAGAUGACCGUCAUCGGACUGAGUGACAAUGGAAACUCAACCAAUAGUUCCCUUACCAGGACCAUCCCUGUUCAAUUUGCAGUUGACCUGGUAGUAAAAGCCCUUCCCCAAGACUCCACCACAUACAUGAACUUUACUCUGGAGGACACAUCACCUAAAAGACUGGUGAAUGUAUAUGAGGUGCAGAACCUAGGCAUUAUGCCUGUACCCAUCACAGUCACCUUCACUUUCCCAACUAAGCUUGAGCACAAAUUUGAAAUGAAGGACUACCAAAUAUCUGUCUUACAGAACCAUACUCAAUGUGGAAAGAUUAUCAAUUCAACAACAGAGUACCGCUCUCCAGAAAAAUCCAUUGAGUGUGAAAGUUUCCUUUUGGAGAAGUUUUCGACAAUUACAUUUGUGCUGUCUGGAAAUGUUUCCUUCAAGGACCUCGAUCAAGAUGCAAGGAGCUUGUCAUUGCCAAAGAAAUUCACUGGGGAUAGAGAAACAGUCAAUUUCAUCAGUUUUGUGAAACUCAGCUAUGACAAAAAACGAUUUGUCCAGACAGCGAGUGACCCAAGGGAUAACUCUUCAAGCUUCCACCAAACACAGAUUGAUGUUCAGGCUGAGAUCAUCAUUCCUCCCCAUAGAGACCUGAUAAUAGGGACAGGAGUUGGAGUAGGACUCUUCCUCUUGAUCAUCAUCACAAUGGUCAUGUAUAUGCUGGGAUGUUUCAAGAGAAAAAGGCCUGUUGAUAAUGCACAGGAAGAUGAGAAAGAAGGGCAACAGUGUGAGCAAGAGCUACAGCCUGAGAGUGGAGCAAAGGAGUCAAACCUUCUCCUUGACGACAGUCAAACAGAAAACAAUGGCUUCCCCACUAGUGAGGCGGUAGGGGAGGGACCAAAAGAGAAACAGGAUGUGUCAGUCAGAAGCAGGCUAAUGGAGUAGAGAAACUCUUUUCACGCCACUUCCAUAUGGAAGGGACUUUUUAAUAGCAGGUUAGGAGAACUUACACAGCAGGUUAAGAUAAUUAAUGCAGCAGGUUAGAGAAAGGAGUAGAGGUCCAAGCAAAAAAAACUUAGAUACAGAAUAAUUGUUAGAUUAAUUAAUAUAGAGUCUGACCUGACCACAGAACCAUAUAUAUCACUCAAUAUGUGAUUAGGUCUGAAAUACUUUUUCAAAAAUAGAUGUUUCAUGGACAUUUAUGUUUGAUAAAACAUGACCAAAGUGAUUCAGUAUUAUACACGAGUGGUCCCGUGUGGCUCAGUUGGUAGAGCAUUGUGUUUGCAACUCCAGGGUUAUGGGUUUGAUUCCCACAGGGGACCAGUACGGGAAAAAGAAAAUUUAUGAAAUGUAUGCUAAAAUCUAAAUACUGUUUCAAUGUUUAUGUCAAGGUAAAAAAUAUGACUUUGUAUGAUUGCUGUAAUGUCAUUAAUUGAAAUGACUGUGUUCUUGCUAAAGAAAUGUACAUUAUAUGUAAGAUGUAUACUAUAUAUACAAAAGUAUGUGCACACACUUUCUAAUUAGUGGAUUUGGCUACUUCAGCCACACCUGUUGCUGACAGGUGUAUGAAAUUGAACACACAGCCAUGCAAUCUCCAAACAGGGCAGUAGAAUGGCCUUACUGAAGAGCUCAGUAAUUCAUAGCCAUAACAUGAUGCAGUCACCACCAUUUCUUGAAAAUACGACGAGUGGUAGCCAGUGAUGUGUUGUGUUGGAUUUUUUGCAGUAUUUAUUUUGCAGUGCCUUAUUUCAAGCAGAAUGCAUGUUUUGGAAUAUAUUUAUUUAUUCUUCUUUUCACUCUGUACAACAUUGUUGAGUCAUCCUCAAUUCUCUCAUAUCACAACCAUUAAUAACUCCAACUGUUUUAAAAUCACCAUUGCCCUCACGAUGAAAUCCCUGAGCAGUUUCCUUCCUCUCCGGCAACUGGAUGGAUGCCUGUAUCUUUGUAGUGACUGGGUGUAUUGAUACACCAUCCAAAGCCUAAUUAAUAACUUCACCAUACGCAAAGGGAAAUUCAGCGUCUGCUUUAAUCAUUUUUACACAUCUACCAAUCUGUGCCCUUCUUUGCAAGGCAUUGAAAAAUCUCCCUGGUCUUUGUGGUUGAAUCUGUGCUUGAAAUUAACUAAUCAAUAAAGUGGUUUUACAGAUAA
Molecule: messenger RNA, 4989 nt
Organism: Salmo salar (Atlantic salmon)
Lineage: Eukaryota; Metazoa; Chordata; Actinopteri; Salmoniformes; Salmonidae
Product: integrin alpha-L
Biological process (GO): cell-matrix adhesion; integrin-mediated signaling pathway; cell-cell adhesion
Cellular component (GO): external side of plasma membrane; integrin complex
Molecular function (GO): integrin binding
Source: RefSeq, a predicted model, not a curated record